ACAACGCGUUGCGUGGAAAAGAUGGCGGCGCUCAUCAGGCAUGGCUCGCUCGCCACCGCGUUUAAGAGUACAUCGGCUAUCCUCGCCACCGGCACGGUCAGUGAAUCACUAUUAAAUCCCGGUCACACGUACACACACGCACACGCAGACCCAUCCGCCGCCGUCGCCGCGGCGUCCCGCACUCGCGCGUCGUUUCGCACGCACGUCGUAGCUCUCACACCCGCGUCACUAACGACAUCGUCAUUUUUCUCCUCUUCUUCUCUUUCCGCAGGUGAUCACAGGCACGCGUCACGUUAUCGCCCGGCACAAGAGCCAACGGAGAAAGGGAGCGAAGCCGGCCGCCGCGAAGAAGGAGGUGGUGGCGCGGAUCGGCUCCGCCGGGGAAUCGCUCGCCGCCCGCGGAUUCCUGAGGCCGCAAAAGUCUUACGAGCCGCCGGAGAAUUCGGCCGUGAGGAUCGACGCGAUCUGCGCGAGUCAAGCCGUCUCUACGGACGACGACACGAGGCUCGAGGAUCCCUUGCUCCGCUUCAAGCUGUUCGUCGCCUGCGAGGAGGAGUUCAAGCAUUCCAUCCCGAACUCGCUGCUUUACACCAUCGAAACUGGGAACUGAAGCGGUUUUAUUCGACACCGGUGGACAGCACGACGCCGUACGAAGCGCUGGGUAGAAUAGAUUUGCCCAAGAAUUUGCACAUCCAGCAGAAUUAUCAUCGAUUCCAUCCGGACACCGACACGAUGUUCAACGGCAAAACGGCGUUCCCGAAGAGCUCCACCCUCGUCACCGGUCUGAAGUACAAAAAGAAAUAUCCCGGACACAAGCAAGAGAAUCCGUGGCUGGACGAGAUGAUGAAGAUCUAAGUGACCAUCGUUGUAGAUAUUAUGAAAACAAUUGCGAAAGUUGUAUAAAGAUACAACAGAUAAACAAUAAAUUUUGUUAAACAAUAAA
Monomorium pharaonis (pharaoh ant) is the source of this 943-nucleotide messenger RNA. RefSeq names its product 39S ribosomal protein L50, mitochondrial (gene mRpL50). The coding region runs from base 22 to 855 and encodes 277 amino acids. The transcript is spliced from 4 exons. The record is from RefSeq and is a predicted model, not a curated record. Gene Ontology annotation, cellular component: mitochondrion; mitochondrial large ribosomal subunit. NCBI's taxonomy places the organism in Eukaryota, Metazoa, Arthropoda, Insecta, Hymenoptera, Formicidae.